AAAGAUGUGAUCGAGCAUAAACCAAAGGCAAAGCAGAGCUUUUGAAAGAAAAAAUCACAAAAAAUAAAUAAAUUUGGGGUCCCUGUGUGAAGAAGAAGGGCGGAGACUAGAAAAUGAGCCUACAGUUACUAUCACAGCGGAUUUACUUCUAAUAAUCAUAUUCAAAAUGGAGGAUGGAGACGAACUCACGAGCGCUGCGGCCAAUGGAGACGAAAAGCUUAUAAAAUCAUUGUUAGACAGUGGUGCCAAUCCUAACUCUUACUCGGCACAAGGUUUUCGACCAGCAUGCAUUGCAGCCUUUUGGGGGUACAGUAGCAUUGUACGUCUGCUACUAGACAGUGGUGCUGAUGUGAAUGGAUGUAACAAAGGUACACUAUGGACUCCUCUGCACUGUGCUGCUUUCCAAGGUCAUGGCAAGGUUGUCAUGACAAUAAUGGAAUACAAACCUGAUCUUACGUUGACUGAUAGCAAAGAAAGGACUGCAGCUGACUUUGCUUCUGCAAUAGAAAAUAUUUGGCCAUUCUUUGCUGCUGCUAACUGCAAAAGGACACCAAAAUCAGAGUUGAUCAGAUUGGAUAUUGUUAAAAAGGUAUCAAACAAGGAAAUUCAACAAAUCCCUCAAAAUGAAACAGCUUACUUCUCCAGACCUGGCUCCGCAUACAUAGUGAGAAAUCAAUCUCUUCAUGGAUCUGGGAGAACAUCAAGACCUUCUAUUGAAGAACAAAGGGAACACAUUGCAUUCAGUAAUGGAGAUGUUCUGACUGAUGGGGAUUCCCCAUGUAUGAACCAACAAGACAGCCCUUCUUUUAAUGCAUGGAGAAAUUAAUCUGCUCAAAGGGUAUUCCCUUGUCUUGAUAAACUGGUAACAAAGGGGAUCCCCUUGCUGUUGGCCUUUCAUUUGCUUUGUGGAAAAGUGCACUCUGCUAACGGAGGGAAUCAGUCAUGUGACAAAGAAAAAGAACUGGGCUGCCUUUUUUUCAGUGAUUUGAAACUAUUGACAGAGUGGAAUUCCUUUUGGCAAGUCUAGAGUAGAGAACUUUUGGAGGACAAAUCCUUCCUCUGAAGGAUAAAAAACAACAGGAUGUAUAAUGAUUUUUAUGGAGGAGUAAUUGGAUUUCCAUCUGAAAGAGAGGGAUUCCCCUGUUAUGAGAAACAAGUGGAGAUUCCCAGGAAGCAAAGAAAAUUCUCUUCAAUAAUGGAAACGUCUUGGGGGAUUCCCCUGUGAUUGAUAUGCAAGGAACCAGAAAGAAGAUGAUUUUGAUUUGCUGUUCCAUUCAUUGGAUACCACAAGCUUAAUUAAAAUCUUCAAUAAAUAGAUAUUGAAUGCUACAUGGAGAAGAUUCCCCUAUAAAAAAGUCGGAAAGAAAAAAUGAUCUUCAUUGACUGGAUAAUGGAUGUUAGAAGAGAUCCCUCUUUAGAUAAUUAAGCAUUCUGCUAGUUGUAUUGAGAUAAAUGAAUAUCUGUCUUGCAUUCAAAGUGUGACUAAUAAUAAUGUUCGAAAUAGAGCGAUGGUACUUAAUCUG
Actinia tenebrosa (Australian red waratah sea anemone) is the source of this 1523-nucleotide messenger RNA. RefSeq lists its product as uncharacterized. The record is from RefSeq and is a predicted model, not a curated record. NCBI's taxonomy places the organism in Eukaryota, Metazoa, Cnidaria, Anthozoa, Actiniaria, Actiniidae. Gene Ontology annotation, molecular function: protein binding.